AUGAGCCAAGAAUCAUCAAGUGAGAAUCAUCAACACACCACAGCCACAAUUGCUAGCUCUUCUUCCUCGGAACACCCAACAACCGAUGCUACUCAACAUCAUAACGAGAAUUCUUCAACAGGACAAAACCUGGCUCAACUAGACACCAAUCCUUCAACAGUCGUUGAACAGGAAUAUUAUGAGGAAGAGGAGAGUAAUGAACCGGUUCUUGAGAGUUUACCAAACACCUUGGAGCUAACACCAGUCUUGAUAGAUAAUGCUUCUUUCCGAGAUACCAUGAAACAUACAGUGAAAGAUACUGUUGAAACGCAUCAACAGCCUUCAACCGUUGCAGAUUUUUCUCAAAACCAUGAAGUUCUGGCCGUGGCAUCGACUGAAGAAAAAAAUCAUAAAGAAGAAGACCAUGACUCUCAUGCUUCUCAUCAUCAACACGAUGAAGUACAACACCACUCAAACAAAUCGUUUGAAGAGCAAGGAGAUGAAGAAAUUAUGGAAUCUAAGACCGAAGAGGAAAAGAAAAUAAUUGACAUUUCCCUCCACAACAACGAUAAUUUAAAUCUUCAUGAUGAAGGCAUGACAUUGCCUAAAGACACUGAUGAGUUCUCACACAAUCAUUCCGAGAAGGAAUGCGUCACUGCAAAUCAUGAAACAAAUAACGAUUCAAUCCAUCACCCUUCGACAGAAAAUAAUUCUUCCCACCACCCUGAGAGUGACAUGGAGCAUCAUCAGAAAACACACGUUGUUGAUUCUGUUCAUCAUGAACACAAUCUUGACAGCCCACCUGCUCCUGAGAACGAGAUCCGAAACGAGGAACAUGUUCAUGAAAAUAAGGCAGUUCAUGUUGAGGAAGGUCACAUUGUUUCACAAGAAGACAAUCAUAACAUAGUAAAUCAAGAUGCAUGCCUUCACGAGGACAAAUCCCCAAGAGAUCACAAUCACGAUAGCAACCAAAAACACUCUGACGUGACACUUGAGGAAAAUUCGCGUCAUUUUGAACAUUCUACACCAAGAGAAGAGGUACCUCAUUCAGUUUCAGUUGAAGAACGUGAAAAUUCCACCACUAGUCUUCAUCACCCUCAUCAGGAAACACCUAGAGAUGACGGGCAACAACAUCAAAACGCCAGCUCAGAAAUCGAAGCACCUGUUGCUGAAUCUAAUCAUACUUAUGUGCAGGAACAAGAGACCUCUCCCUUAGAACCACAAGUAGAACAAGUUGAGCAUGUGUCCGCUGAUGUUCCUGAAACAUCUCACCAAGAAGCAUCAAGCACUGAGCAAUCUGAAGCAAGCCAUAACGAUGUGAAUGACACAAUUCACGACCACGACAUGCAUCAAAGUGCUGCAGAAGUUCAGGAACAUGCCUCGCCCGAGACAGCUGAUUUGAUUGAGCAAGUACCAUUAGAGCAAAGUACUGAAAACAAAGCCAAUGUUGAGUUAAUCAGCGAAGCAAGCAUCAUUGAAAGCUCUCAGGAAGAAAUGGUAGGCAAGGAGGAGAAAUUGGGUGAGGAAGAGACCUCCAUUCAAGUAUCUCAAGUACUACCAGAACAAGAAGAAACUAAACAUAAGGAAGAUACGACAGCUGUCAUAGAGGAGAAUCAUGCUGCUGAGUCACACAUAGCUGAGCAGGAAAUCAAUGUUGCUAAACAUGAGACAGCUUAUACUGCAGAUACUGAGGUUUCUGAGCAUGUUCAAGAACAUCAUGCAGAAACUUCAGUAGAGAAUGAACACGAUCGUGAACAUCAAGAAACAACCAAUGAAAACCAUACUGCAAGCUAUGACGAUGAACCUCGAGCUGUUGAAACGACUUGUACCAUAGAAACACAGCAAGAAAAUGUGCAUCAUGACCAUGACAGUACACAUCAACAACACAGCCAUGUGGAAUCUGAACAACAUCAUCAUUCUCCUCGUAAUGCGGGUGAGGAAGGCACAGCAACUAAGGGUGAAGACUCUCUCAUGCAAGAACCUCACAUAGCAACAAUUGAGCACGUUGAACACCAUGAAACAACGAUUGAGCAUGUUGAGCAACCUCACAAGCAUGAACAUCAUCACCACGAAGAUGAUGUCAUUAUGCCUUCCCAAGACCUUGCUGUGGAGGAGCCUCAGACAGAGACAGUUCAUCAUCAUGAUGUGGCUUCUCAAGAGCUCACCAUGGAAGAGCAACCACUCAUGCAUGAGACCUCACCAGUUACUCAGGAAGAAGUUUCACAGCCUGUUCAUUCGUCAUCAGAAGAAGUUGAGGAAAUGGAACAGAAAUCAGAAUCAGUGACGGAUCAUCACCACCAUCAUGGCACUCAUCUUGAUGAAACAGUGAUCAGUGCUGAAACUUCAGAACCUCAUACCGAAUUACUCCAACAAGAUCACCACGAAAAGACUCAAGCUUUAGAAACUCAAGAUAUGGAGAAUCACAAAGAACAAGCCAUGGGGGCCCAUGAAGAAUCCCAAAGCAACAUGACCAGCGAGUUGGAGGAGCAACACGCCUUAGAAGAAAAAAUGCCAAGUUCUGAACAUGUGGUGGAGCACGACGAUCAUCACACGGCAGCCUCACAUUCGAAUAGUAGCACAAGCCAUGAGGAACAACAAGCUCCUCAUGAUACGAAACAUCAUCACGAGGAUCACCUCAAACAUGAGGUUAUGCAUGGGGAACAUCAUCAUGAUGAUACUACGAAACAUCAUGAGGAGUCAGCUGCGGUCGCUCAAUCCCAUGAGAAGCCUAGCGAGAAUAUAGAUGUACAACCACAUACAACGGAAGUUGAAUCCUCAACGCACCAAGGUAGUGAGGCUCACGAUCAUCAUAUUAAGGAGGAGAGCAAUGAGCAGACUGUGCACCAUCAAGAACAACAUGACCACUCAAAUAAGCACCAUCACGAGGAAGAGCACUCUUCUGUACCUCAUUCUCAUCAUGGACAUCACAUUGUAGAGAAUAUUGACCACAUUGAAUCAGAUCACUCACAUCAACACCACGAAUCACAGCAUGAAGAAAGCGGUAUUGCUACGACCGCUGUUCAUUCUGCGAGUGUUGAACAUCAUCAUGUCGAUACUGCACACAAUCCAGAGCAUCACACCGAGCAAGUUACCUCAACCACUUUGGAGCUUGACCACAUUGAAUCGCAUCACGAGUCUCAUCAUGACAAUCAUCAACAAACUCAAAACGAGCAACCCCAUAAGGAUGCUCAUUGUCAUGAAGAACAUCUCGAGCAAGAGCCUCAACAACAUGAGCCACAUGAAGACAGUACUUUAUGUAAACUCUCCAGCGACAUAGAGGGUCACGAGCAUUCUCAUGAGUCACAUCAUGCUCAUUUACACCCAACUCACGAGAAUGAUCAUCACCAUGAGCAUCAUGAAAAGGAGCAUUCUUCUAAGAUCGUUCAUGAUCAUGAAACCGCCUCAGAGGCUCAAUCGUUACAAUCCCAUGAGCACCACCCUCAAGAAGAACAUCAAGAGCAUUCUGUGCCUUCUGGCCAUCACAUCGAGCAUACUCAUACUGACGAACAUACAGAUCACCAUCACGAACAUGCAACCAUUGCUCAUCACACUUCUGAGGUUAGUAACAAUGAACAUCACCAUCAUCAUGAAGAAAGAAACAAUAUUUCUGAGGUAACUUCAAGCGUAAACCAUCACGAUGAUAAAACCCAUGAACAAGGUGAGACAACAACAGUCGACACCUCAACAGAAGAGACAAUUUCUCACACUGCAAUCUCUGAAACGGUAGUGGAAAAAUCUUUAAAUUCACACAAUCAUCACCAUGAACACUCUCACCAUGAUCAUGAAGAGACAGUGGAGACAAGUGAAGAAUUAACAACUCCUCUCCAUUCAAACGUUGAGCCACAACAAACAGAAGCAUCUCCAGCAACCACUGAGGAAAUAACUAAUGCUGAGGUUGUUGUUGUUCAUUCUCAAUCAGAAGAGACUACCCCUGCGCAGCCAGUUGAUACUAACGAGAAAGCAACCCAUCAUCAAGAGACGAUUGAUGUCAGCAAUGAACCAGAGAAGAGCCAUUCGGCUGGCCAUGACGAACAUUGCCACGUUGACCCCUCACAGCAUGUGGUUGAAGAGAACAAGGAUCACACAGAGGAAACUGCCGUCAAAAUAGAGUCAACAGAUAAUCAAACUUUAGUUUCUGAAGAAGCGAGUACAGGUCAUAAAAAUGACGUAGAGAAACACGACCACAGCGAACCUGUAGUUGAAGAAAAUGUCGAAAGCAAGGAACACCCUUCGAAUUCUGAACAUGAAGACCAUCACCACGAAGUUCACCACCACUCAGAAGAACAGCAACAUGCUACUCCCCAGGUUGAAGCUCAUCAUCAUUAUGACCAUGAAGAGACUUCUCUGCAUGCUCAUCAUGAAUCCCAUCUUGACGUCUCAUCUGGUAGCCAAGAUCGGGUAGAGCUGUCUGACCAGAAGCCACAUGACACUGAAGAGGUAUUGAAUACUAGUAAGGAAAUAGAACACAGUCACCAUGAGAAGCUUCAAGAAACAGAAACCUCACACGACACAGAACAAAUUCAAAACAUUCAAGAAAAAGUUCAUGAAGAUCUCGUAACAAAAGAAGGGGGUAAUGAAACUGGGGAAGUUAUGAAAGAUCUUGUUGACUCUGGCGAUCACCACACUCACACGGAUGCAAGCGAGAGUGUCUCUCACAGCGUCGAAGAAUCAACAUCACAUAAGAUUGAGCAAGAAAAAGUAGAACCUAUAGAUCCUGAAAUUGUAAAUGAUGAGAUCCAAGAAUCACAUGAACAUCCGAACCAUGAAGAACACACUCUCGAAGAGCCUUAUGAAUCGAAAAUUGUUACUGAACAAGCUCCCGUUGAAGAAGAAGCUGCCUCGUUACCAACUGACGGUCAGUCCCAACAAUAUACGGCAGAAGAAAACACGCAACAAUUCGAGGAUGCAUCUGCAGUACCUCUUCUAGACGAAGAGGAGCCCAAGCAUGAAGUAUUAGUUGAGAAACACAAAGACACGCUCGAGCUCAGUAAUGAACAGCCAAGCGAAGACUUGUCCACUCAUGAUGCUGAACAAACUGAGGAAGAACGAGAGCCGGCCCAGAACGAUAACAUCCUAGACGGAUUGGAAACUGAAGAAGCCAUCCAGCAUGUGGAAGCUGAAACAUCUCAAGAGGAGAGUAAGGAAGAGUCCAAUGACCAAUUGUAUUCAAGUGACCAAGACACGUUGGAAUACAAGCAAGAAGAGGAUGCAACAUUUGACAGCAACAACGUCAAUCAAGAAGAAACCAACGAAAUGGAAAACUAUCAAUUAGAAAAUGAAUUUGAAAAUCCAUUGACAGAAGAAGAUCAAACAGAAGCUCAUACUAGUGCGAUGGAAUUGCAAGAGGACGAAACAGACGUUCUACCUUCAGAUGACAAUGUGGAAGUAGCAAAUGACAGCCGUCUUGAUGCAGAAGAAAAUGUACCUGAGCAUCACAUUGAGCACGAUUUGGUAGAAGAGCAUAAACCAAAUAUCGAACAUCAUGAAUCUCACCUUGUACAUCAUGAGCACGGCCAUCAUCAUGAAAACCACUCCGAAGAGGAACAAGUUGAAACGAAAGACGAAUUUGCUGACCUUAACGAAGAGUCGUUUGAUGACAAUGAUUUCACUAUUCAACCACAUGAGACUUCGUUUACUUCAACAGAUGGGUUUGAGACCAAUAACGUUUCUUCUGAAGCUGUUCCUACUCUUGAGGAGAAUGAGGCAGCCCCUCUUCAGGACUCAACCUUAGAGAGAGAUGAUCAUACUCAAGAACAUGAACCACACGUUGAGCACGAGCUGACUCAGCAGGGUCACUUUGAAACCAAUAACAUAUCUUAUGAAGCUGCUCCAGUUCAGGAGGAGAAUGAGGUGCCUGCCUUCGAGGAUCAAAUUCGUGAACAAGAAUUCACUACAGAUGCCACCCAAGAGUUCGAAGAAGAAUUUACUUCAGAAAAACAAGUAUCAAUAGAUGAAGAUGGAGUUGCUACGCAACCUGGAGAAUCGGUCGCAACUACCAAUGAAGCAUCAAUGGACGAUCAUGUACAUAAUUCUGAGACCACACAUGAAAGCAUUCCAAUAGCUCAUACGGAAAGUGAGCACGUGACUUCAACCCAUCACGACAACACCGAGCAUUUGACUCUGGACUCUGAGGUCACCAAACACCACGAAGAAGCUCUUCAUCAAACCUCAGACUCACAGGCCAAAGAGGACGACUAUUCUGAAGAGUUUGGUGAAUUUGAGGAAUCAUCCAAAGAAGAGAUUGUUGAAACAACUCACCAUGAGCACGAUGUGAACUGUAUCGAAGAAAAACAUGUUCGAUUUGAAGAAAAUCAUGGAGUUGCCACUUCCACAAUGCACGAUUCUCAAGACAAAGAAGAAGUUAAACAUGAGGAGCAUGACCACACAAUCUAUCAUCCUUAUGAGGAACUUUCUCAUGAUCACAACAAGAGUAUUUCUGAGCCUUUAACAGAAGAGUCACUGCCAUUCACACCUUUUGAAGAAAACAAUCAUGCACACGAAACUUCCCAACACAAGGAAGAAAAAGAAGACACUACGGCAAUUGAGGAAACAUUCGAUGAAGAGUUUGAAGACUUUGAGAGCCACUCUUCAAAGCCUGUUGUUGUGAAUGAUGCAGUCGUUGUGGAUAGUCACAAUGCGUCUCAUCAUGAUAGUCACGCUUCCAACCAGACACACACAUCAUCCGAAGUUUCUAGUAAUCACUCACAAUCCCAUACUACAAACAUACAAGAGGAAAAACCAAGCACCUCUCAUAGUGCUGUCGCUGACACUUCAGCAACGACUAAAGAGCAACCAGAGCCCAUCAAAGAAAAAACACUUGAAGAUGUAUAUAUUGAGAAUUGUAAGAAGAGAGAUUUAAGACCAAAUACAAGGCUUAGAAAACAGUUCGCAGAUGGAUCUAUUGUGGUUGAUGGAGAAGUUAAUUUAUUCAACAAUUAUCUUGGAGACAAAGGUUUAGAACCAUUCUUAGAGACUCUGUUGCAAUUGUCCUUCACAAAAUUGAGCCUUCCAAAGCAAGGUCUAAGAAAUGCAGGUGUGCAAAGCAUGGUAGAAAUUCUCAAGAAACAUCCAACAAUUGUUGAGGUAGAUUUGAGUAGCAACCUGAUUUCCAUUGCUGGUGCUCUUGCCCUCAUUGACUUUGCAAAAACAAACUCUUCCAUACAGAAAAUUAAUGUUGAAGGAACCUACAUUGAUGACAUGUUCAAGGAAAAGAUGGAGAAAUGUCUCUCUAAAAACAGGCCAAUUGUAAAUUGA
Messenger RNA from Naegleria lovaniensis, 7233 nucleotides. RefSeq lists its product as uncharacterized. The coding region runs from base 1 to 7233 and encodes 2410 amino acids. The record is from RefSeq and is a predicted model, not a curated record. NCBI's taxonomy places the organism in Eukaryota, Heterolobosea, Eutetramitea, Acrasida, Naegleriidae. The transcript has a single exon.